UUACGUUAAACGUAAAAAUACAGCCAUAAAUUAAACCUUUUCAGAAAGCUUUUAAAUGUCGAAACAUAUAGAAAGAAAUUAGACACUUAUUAUAGGAUAAAAAUCACAAUAACUGGAAUAUAAUCGGAUCAUAACAUCAUUGCCAAAGGCAAUAAUUUCUAAAAAAAUCUAAGAUGCGGUACGCUCAGCUCGUUGUUGGACCUGCUGGUAGUGGUAAAUCUACAUACUGUUCCACAAUGGUAAAACACGCAACACACGCCAAUCGCAUAAUAGAAGUAGUGAAUCUAGACCCGGCAGCAGAACACUUUGACUAUGAGCCACUUGUGGACAUCAGAGAGCUGAUACACUUAGAUGACGCCAUGGAAGAUGAAGAGUUACAGUUUGGACCAAAUGGUGGACUUGUUUUUUGUAUUGAGACACUCCUCGAAAACAGUGAUUGGUUAGAAGAACAACUAGGUGAUGUAGAUGACGACUAUGUCCUCUUUGACUGCCCAGGUCAGAUCGAGUUGUACACACACUUGCCUGUCAUGCGAAGGCUGGUUGAUCAGCUGGAGAAAUGGAAUUUCAGAAUAUGCGUAGUGUUUAUGAUUGAUUCACAAUUCAUGGUUGAUGGAGCCAAGUUUUUGUCAGGCACAAUGGCAGCACUUAGUGUGAUGGUGAAUCUAGAACUUCCACAUGUAAACGUCCUCACCAAAAUGGACUUGCUUAGUAAAUCUGCAAGAAAACAGUUGGAUGACUACCUAGAUCCAGAUCCGCACGUUCUCUUAUCAGAUAUGCGUAACUCAAAAUCGAAAUGGCACGAAAAAUACGCCAAGCUAACAGAAGCUAUUGGCGAAGUCAUUGACAACUUCAGUCUAGUACGAUUCUACCCUCUUAAUAUCAAAGAUGAUGAGAGCAUAGACAAUAUUUUAUUGACCAUAGACAAUAUAAUACAAUAUGGAGAAGAUGCUGAUGUUAAAAUCAAGGACUUCGAUGAACCGGAUCCGGAAGAUGGCAAUGUCGAUGAUAAUAAAUAUUAUGGUGAAUAAAUUAUUUGGUACAAGUUUUUGUGUAUUCAUGGAGACCAAUCGUUCAAGAAGACUACUAAUGGCUGUACAAGAUGGCGUAGUUGGGUAUUUAGUGCUUAUUGGUAUACCAGAUGUCGCGAGAAGUACCAAAUAACAAUUUUUGUAACUAAUUUGUAAAUAAUUGACGAACUACAAUUAAUCAAAGC
Messenger RNA from Hyposmocoma kahamanoa, 1213 nucleotides. RefSeq names its product GPN-loop GTPase 3. The record is from RefSeq and is a predicted model, not a curated record. Bases 174 to 1028 code for a protein of 284 amino acids. NCBI's taxonomy places the organism in Eukaryota, Metazoa, Arthropoda, Insecta, Lepidoptera, Cosmopterigidae. The transcript is spliced from 5 exons. Gene Ontology annotation, molecular function: GTPase activity.